This is a messenger RNA of Salvelinus sp. IW2-2015, 2146 nucleotides long. The record is from RefSeq and is a predicted model, not a curated record. NCBI's taxonomy places the organism in Eukaryota, Metazoa, Chordata, Actinopteri, Salmoniformes, Salmonidae.
UUCUGCUGUUCAGACCAAGGAGCAGUAUGAGUUGGUUCACAGAGCCAUCUCUCAGCUCUUUGAGAAACAGCUGCAGCUUCUGGAGAGCCCCACCAACUCAGAGAUCCAUGGUGGCAUGGAUGAUGGGCUCAGCCCAGAGAAAGCUGGACACCACUCAGACGAGGAGCGAUGUGACACACCGCCCCCAGUCAGUUGGAAGGGGACGUGAAAGAGGAGAUCCUUCAGCCCCCAGAGCCACGCCCGGUUCCUCCCAUCCUGACCCCGUCUCCCCCCUCUGCCUUCCCCACCGUCACCAAUGUACGGCAGGACAACGACCGCUACCACCCCAAGCCUGUCAUCCACGUCCUGGCCUCUGCACAGCAGCAGCAGCCCCAGAAAGCCAAACAGUCCCCCGACCUGAAGGAGAACUAUAACAAGACUUCAGACAAGACAUGGUUGGACAGUGUCUCCUCAGGAGGCCCCCAGGCCCCCUCUCCCUCCUCCCCAGUGGACGGGGCCGUGCGUCUAGAGAGGAAGCUGAGUAUUGAGAUACAGAAGGUUCCGUUACAGGAGGGUCCWAAGAGCUUCGAUGGUAACAGCAAGCUGCAGAGAUCCCUUGCCUUCAAGGCCCGCUCCAACACCUCCAGUUCCUCUCUUUCUGAGGACUCAGGGGCCGAYGGGGGGCCCCCCAACAUAACRCACCAGGGCRCCUUCGGACCCCUCSCCUCCCGCCCCAACCACCUGCCCCUUAAGGGGGAGAAGGAGGGUCAGGCAGGCUGGAUCAGCCCAGAGAAAGCCCCCACACCUCCAGCCCUGGUGGCUGGGUCAGAGAGCACCCCCACCUCCAAUCUGACCUCUUCCCAGCCCCUCUCCUCCACCUCCACCCCUGUCAGGACUGCUCUGAGCUUCACCAAUCCUCUGCACUCAGACUUCCCUGAUGUGAAGGGAGAUGGACGAAUCACUGGAGGAGGAGGAGGGGAGGGUUCCAGACCUUCAUGGUCCUCCAAGGCUACGGCCACGGUUACGRCGGCCCAUGGCGAACACCCGCCCAGGAAGGUCUCGACCAUGUCCAUCGCCGAGCAACGGUCGCCGACGGAAACGGCAUCAAACCCAUCAGAGUUGAAGGCACCAGGACCAUCAGACUGGAGUAUCUCAGAGGACCAGUCAGGAAAAGGAGCAGGUUUUCCUCAGGAGCAGAGGAGUACACAGGCACAGAUAGCAGAGAGAGAACCGUCAGGAGAGAGGAGUAAGAAGAUUUCAGAUGCAGCAGGAGUGGAAACAUCCCCUGCCAACACCACAGUAGCAGACAGCACAGCAGAGAGCAAGGCUUCCUCAGAGAUGGGAUACAGUAACCGCUGCACACAACCCAAAGGCCCCAGGGAACCCCCUACACAGUGGACAUGAUCAUGGCUUCUACCUACAGCCCCCUUCACUGCCCUCCUCCACCCUCCAAAUCCUCCUUGAUCCUCACCGUGUCUCGUACAAGGGCCACUGUGUGUGAAGGAGAUGACUGGGUGCUGUCCCAUCCUUGGACACUGACACCCUAACUAAUAGGGCAGAUGUGAAAUGGCACCCUAUUCCCUAUAUAGUGCUCUGUAUAUUUGGCCAGAGUCUUGUACAUGUAGGUAACAGGGUGCCAUUUGAGACAAAGCCUAAAKCACAAUCUGCAAAGCAAUUUAGAUAAUCUACCCAGGAUGCAACGGUACACCUUUCUGCUGUACUUGUGCCAGUUGCCAGGGGAUCUCUGUGUGCUGGUGCUAUUAUGUGUUUCCCAAAUGGAACUCCAUUCCCUAUAUAGUGCACUACUUUUGACCAGGGACCAUAGGGCUCUGGUCAAAAGUAGUGCACUACUUAGGGAAUAGUGUGUCAAUCUUAUCUCCUUCUCUGCUGGGACCAUACAAACCUGCCUUAUUCCCUUUGGGGGCAAAUCCUAACUUCCACUUCAGUUGAAUUUUCACUUAGUCACGAGGAUGUGAGUGGGAGAGAAUUUGUCUUAAGUGCAAGUUAGGAUUUGACUCUUAGUCCGAAACAAUCCGUCACAUUGGAUCCUGAUUCAGCUUUUUGUUUCGUUUUCUAUUCCAGAAAAAUACUUGACUUUUUCUUAUCUUCUGUACUUUCAGGCUUGUAUUAUGACAUUGCAGGAGACAUGUAUCACCUAGGGACAGAG